Molecule: messenger RNA, 1637 nt
Organism: Desarmillaria tabescens
Lineage: Eukaryota; Fungi; Basidiomycota; Agaricomycetes; Agaricales; Physalacriaceae
Product: pectin lyase fold/virulence factor
Exons: 7
Coding region: 278-1492 (404 amino acids)
Biological process (GO): carbohydrate metabolic process
Molecular function (GO): polygalacturonase activity
Source: RefSeq, a predicted model, not a curated record
UGCCCUCUGAGAAGAAUCCGGACCGCCCGCGAGUGAUGGAAGUCGGUUCACAUGGGCACUCGAUGUUCGGCAUGUAAUUCGAGUUCUGAGGCUACCAUAAAACCGUGCAUGAAUGCGUUCUUGUGAUCCUUCUGCUCUCUGAGAAGAAUCCGGACCGCCCGCGAGCGAUGGAAGUCAGUUCACAUGGGCAUUCAACGUUCGACAUUCAACUCGGGUUCUGAUGCUACCAUAAAACCAUGCAUGUGUGCUGCAAGGAAGCCAAGUUCUCAUAUUCUCGAUGAAACUCUUCUUGUCGAUUGUCCUGGCUACUCUAGCUCAUGCUGGAUACGUGGUUCAGCGAGGUUCCGUGUGCCAUGUCCAUGCCAGUGAUGACUCUUCCGACGAUGCCCCUGCGAUCCUGUCUGCUUUUGAUCGAUGCGGACAAGGAGGAACAGUCGUGUUGAAUGAUGAACUCUACCAUAUCGAGUCGGUGAUGAAUACCACUGGACUUCGGGAUGUCUUAGUCGAUCUGAGCGGUACCAUGCUUUGGGGAACUAAUAUCACGUAUUGGCGCUCGAACGGGUUACCGCUGGGGUAUCAGAAUCAGACUACGGCGUGGAUGUUCGGAGGGGAUAGGGUCGUUUUCCGUGGACAUGGGGUAGGGACGUUUGAUGGUAAUGGACAGCUUUGGUACGACUUUACAAAGGGCGUAUCUAAUUUAGCAGGCCGGCCUAUCAGCCUUAUGAUCACGAAUACUACCAAUUCGCUCUUUUCUGGUAUCCGAUUUGUACAAUCUCAGUUCUGGACGAUGGCUAUCAAGAACUCGGAGGAUGUUUUGUUGGAAGGGAUAUAUGUGAAUUCCACUAGCAAUAGUUCGGAACCAGCGCGCAACACGGACGGUGUGGAUACGUUCUACUCAAAUCGGAUCACGUUUCGUAAUUGGACCGUCACUGGAGGGGACGACGAUAUAUCCUUGAAAGCAAACUCGACUAAUAUCUUGAUCCAAGACUCGGUGUUCCAUGCCGGUUUCGGUCUUUCUAUUGGAUCUAUUGGACAAUAUCCCGGUGUGUUUGAGCGGAUAGAAAACGUUACCGCUGAAAGGGUUGCGUGCCUUGGAACCAGCUACGCCGGAUGGAUCAAAACAUGGACGGGCAUCCAGCAGGGUUAUCCGCCGAAUGGUGGAGGCGGCGGUCUCGGAUAUGCCAGAAAUAUCACUUUCCGGGAUUUCGUCGUCCAAGAUAUUACCGACUCGGUAGCGUACAUCACCCAGUGCACGUCCUACAUCGGCGCUACGGGAGGGUGCGAUACGUCCCUGUUCCAGAUUUCCGACAUCACUUGGGAGUCGUCCGUGGGCAAUGUCGCUUCCGAGUAUCUGGCGGAGCUGCAGUGCAGUGGGGCCGCUCCGUGCACCGGCAUACGGUUUGGAGAAUUCGACGACAUAGCAACGAGUGGAAGUCGCACCAUUUCGUGUAGUAAUGUUUUAGAUCCUGUGGGAUUUAAUUGUACGACAUGACGCGGCAUGCACCGACUUUAUGUAUUACUACUCAAUUUGCCAAAGGAGGACUAGAGGCUUUAUCCGCUGUGCCUAGGAACGUCGAAUGAAAACAUCUUGUACUUUUUUUUACAUUCCAUUAAACUAUUUUACUGUGCUCUGAAUA